Molecule: messenger RNA, 4672 nt
Organism: Pieris brassicae (large cabbage white)
Lineage: Eukaryota; Metazoa; Arthropoda; Insecta; Lepidoptera; Pieridae
Gene: CDC50
Product: cell cycle control protein 50A
Exons: 9
Coding region: 146-1237 (363 amino acids)
Cellular component (GO): plasma membrane; Golgi apparatus; endoplasmic reticulum
Source: RefSeq, a predicted model, not a curated record
UUUUGCCUUGAUAGUCCGAUCUUACAUCUUUGUCAAAAUAAACUACCUAAGUUGUAAAUAAAAAAAUAUUUUGCUUAUUCUUAUAACUUAUUGAAUUCAAUCAUUUUAAACGUUCUUUUUAUUUUUUAAUAUUAAUGCCUUAACUAUGGCUACCUCCAGCGAUACUUCUGACCAAAAUGUUAAAUCAAGACGUCCUGCAGAGUCCGCAUUUAAGCAGCAACGUCUACCGGCUUGGCAACCAAUUUUAACAGCCGGGACUGUUUUGCCAACUUUCUUUGUAAUUGGAAUAGCCUUUAUCCCAGUGGGAAUUGGAUUACUUUACUUUUCUGAUGAGGUUAAAGAACAUGUAAUUGAUUAUACAUACUGUAUGAAAGAAGAUGCUGUCAACGAAACCUGUGCUAAAUUUAUCAAAGACACUAAAAUGAUGGAACCAUGUGUAUGUCAAAUCAAUUUUAAUCUUACUGAAGAUUUUAAGGGAGAUGUCUACUUUUAUUAUGGACUAAGCAACUACUACCAAAACCAUAGAAGAUAUGUCAAAUCUAGAGAUGAUAGCCAACUUCUGGGCCACUUAGCACUGACACCCUCCUCCGACUGUGACCCAUUUUCAUAUGCAGAAGAGGAAGGUAAAAUGAAACCUAUAGCACCUUGUGGAGCCAUAGCAAAUUCUUUAUUUAAUGAUAGUCUACGAGUGUAUUCGCAAGAGAUAAAUAAGAUGGUUGAAGUGCCAGUUUUAAACACGGGUAUUGCAUGGACGUCAGACAAGGACAUCAAGUUCAGAAAUCCAGCAGGAGAUCUUAAAACAGCUUUCGCCAACUUCACAAAGCCAGUUAAUUGGCGGAAGCCAGUGUGGAUGUUGGAUCCCAAUAACACAGAUAAUAAUGGAUUCCAGAAUGAAGAUUUGAUAGUUUGGAUGCGAACCGCGGCCUUACCAACAUUCAGAAAACUUUACCGACGCGUUGAUCAUACUCGGGCUGGCUUUAUUAUUGGACUGGCUAAAGGACCAUAUACGCUGCAAGUUGAUUACAAUUAUCCAGUAACAGAUUUCGAUGGAACAAAAACAUUUAUAAUAUCGACGACUUCGCUACUCGGUGGCAAGAAUCCUUUCCUUGGGGUCGCGUAUGUCGUGGUUGGGUCUUUGUGCCUCCUCCUGGGAAUUGUUCUGCUGGUUAUUCACGUUCGCUGUUCUAAGAGUACCACAGAGAUGAUCAACGUAAACCCAAGGACACCUUACUCUUAAUUUAAAAUAUGCAAGAAACAGUUAAAAUGUAUACCUUUUAUUUACAUUAUAGAGCAUUAGAGGCUUGAAAAUGGAAUUUAUUACAUGUAUUAGGUACUAUUCAAGUCCUAGAGGUUAGCGGUCAUAUUAUUAACCAACAUGGUAGCCCUAUAUAUUAUCAUGUAUCUUUUAUACUAGACGCGUCAUACCUUUCGAAAAAUUCGUCGUCGUCGAGUGGGUUGCAAAGUAUGGAACUCAUUUCUAACAUGUAUACCCGUAUAAAAAUUACACCGUGAAAAAAAAUGCGAAUUGUCUCGUCAAUUGUUUGCCUACAAAAAGUUUUUAUAUCAAGUUCGCAAUGAUACUGGCGACUUAGAAAAAAAGAACUAAAGAAAAUUAUUGCGUUCUUUCCAAUUAUUUCUUUUUAAUACAGUUUACAUUUCUAUUUUCCUUGUAAUAAUGCAGAAGUAAGUAGGCUUUUAAAAAUUGAUAAAAUUCCCUUUAGCGGAAUUGAUAACGUUCUCUCCUAGUACGAUGAACCAUUAUGUUUGAUAUAACAAUGAAUACAACUUGAAUUUUAUUCCUAAAAACGACUUUAGUUGGUAAAUAGGGAAGGUGUACUGUUUUGCUCUGUAUAGAGAUAUUAAACUAACUUGUUAUAUUAAUUGUCACAGAUUAUUCUUACAUAUAUUGCACAGUAUAUAAGCUAAUUUUAAAUAUAAAUAUUCACGGUUUGCUUCAUUCACAUCAAUUGUUUUUAGCGCCCUCUAUGUAAGUUUAAAGUCCUCUACGUUUCGAAUCAGAUUACAUUUUUAGUAACGUCAAGUUCAGGUUAUUUCAGGGUGUUAGUUUUGUACCACGAUGUCAUUCUAAAAUUCUAAUAUUCCCUUCUUUACGUUGUCCGUGAAAUCAAUAAGUUAACACGAAAUUAAAUUGUUAUUUUUGACUUGUAAUAUAUAUGACACAAUAAAACGCUUUUUAUACUCACUCAGCGCAUGUACUGUGCUUGAGUCACGUCACUUAAAUUAGUUCAAGAAAUAAGACAUCAACAACAUCAACGACAUCAAAUAUCAACUUCAAUUGACCAAGUAAGACAAUUUACUCCAAAUUGGCAGAUUGUUGGAUCGGAAAGAAAGAGAUAGUAAUAUACACAUAACGAUUCGCAUUUAACCUCGUUUCACUCUUAUAAUAACUAUAUUUUCAUAAACAUAUUUUUGUUUUAGAUAAUAUCUGUCUGAAAAUAAUUAAUGUUGAUAGACGAUAAUAUUAAACGUUAAAACUAAUUCAGAAUAACGCUGAAAAUUUAAAUUAACAUGUUAAUUACUAAUUAGUUAUUAAGCCGGAAUUACAUUACGAAAAUAGUGCCAUGUGAAAUCAGUUUCACGAAAGUAGUUUCUAUAUAUGUGAUAGUAAUUUUGUAAAAUAAUUUGUGUCGUGAAAUUCACCGUAUCGCAAUAAUCUUGGCUCCAUUAGCAUCAAUGCUAUGUCAUUCCAUAUUCAGAGAUGCUUAUCUAUUUUGCGUGCCAUGAAAUUAGUCCCUAAAUAGUAGAUCAAGCACCUGAGAGGUAUAAAAACUAAUGAGUAAAGAUAGUUUUAAUUUUUACAGUGAAACUUCUUUAUCGGCGUUGGAAAACAAUUUACCGUCACAUUUUUCCGUUACGCGCCAUCUAUUUCUUGUCCCUACCAUGGUUGAUUUGAAAAGAUUCGUAGCCAUUAAUAACAAAAAUAUAUUAUAAUGAUAACAAUGAUAGUAAUAAUUCUAUUACAAUUAAUGAAAUUCUCUAAUAAUCUUAGUAGUAAUAAGGUCAAAUGAACUAAUUUCAUUAUUGGUAUUCAUGUCUAUAAUAAUAAAAGCCUUUUGUUAAACUUUAUUUAACCUGCAUAUAGUAGAUCAUUUUUCGAAAAAUAAGGUCAUAAAGAAGUUUCACUUCUUACGUGUGUACACUAGAGAAUGUAAACAAGAUAUGUCGAGAAGCGUUACCAGCAAAACUUAAAUUUCAAAUUACGCUGCGUUUUUUAGCAACUGGAAAUGGUUUUAAGUCGAUAUAUAGUGGCAUCAAAAUACACACAUGCGCACAGCACUGGCGUUUUCGCGACACUAGUUUCACGUCGCAUCUCUAUCAUAAAAUUAGUUGCAUGAAAGUAAUUUCACAGAAAAAUCGUCCAGGGCAUGAAACUCAUUUGCGUUCAUGAAAUUAAUGCAUCAUACUUUCGAUGACACGUGAAACAAUGUAAAACAAUUGUCACGAAGUUAAUUUCAUGCCACUGAUUUCGUAACGUAAUCCCGGCUUUACGGCUUUAAGUAGAUGUUGCCUUCUAUAGUAUUAAUAAAUACAUUAUUUAUUGGAAUAUCUAUUGUUUAAGUUGUCGAAGUAUUACGGUAAUCUUUUUUUAACUGUUACGAUUUAAUUUGUUUAUUAAUGUUUUGUUAAUCAUUUAUAUUAUUAGAUUAAGUUACUGUUUUACAUCUCAGUUUUCUCUCUCUCUCUAAUAUUUUGUUUCUGGUUUAAUGUUUUUAGCUGAAUAGUAUGAACAUAUCUAAAAUAUGCUUAUAAGUUGUUUUGGUAGCACGUUCAGUUAAUUCCUUUAUAAAGUGACUACGAAAUAUUCUUUCAACUAAAUUUUGUACUUAUCAUACGCUAGUGGCACGGGCUAUUUAAAAAGACCUAAUAGAAUUAAUGUUUACUAUGAAAUGAGCAUUAAUAUACAAAAAAAAUAUAUAAUAUCGGUUUGGGUAUUGUCGAAUAUUUAAACUGAAUAUAGAAAACUAAAGCUACAUUAUAUUUGUGUGCAUUUUAAAACACGCCUCAACCCAAUCUAAUAAGGUAACAAAUGCAUUAUCGAAUAUCGAUAUUUUAAACAUUAUUAUUACAAAAAUUGUUCUCUUUUGCAUGUGGAGUGUGACCCAUGUUUCGUUUAAUGUGUAUGGGGUCCGACGUAUAUGGAACAAAGUGCCUUAUAUUUAGCUAAGCAUAUAAAACAGUAUUCAGAAAUUGUAGGUUAUACUUGAAUUGUUUGAUUAAUUAGAAACAUAUCGCAAAUUUGUCACUGUCAAAAUACUUAAGAACAAAUUGGAUUAACAGAUGGAAUACAUUUGAUGAUGUCAGUCAAUCAUAGAUACAAGAUUAUGUCUGCCCUAUAUCAAAUUGGCGGGAAACGGGAGUUACAUAAGUACUAAGCUUAUAAAAAGUUACUACCCACCCGUAUUUACUUUGACUAUGUUUUUUCUGUCAGAAUGUAUUGAUGAUAUACUGCUAUAGAAUUUUAUCACAAGUAUUAAUGUAAUCUUUUGCACGACUUUCAAUAUUUCAUAAAGUAUUUGAGUUGAUCGCUAUAGAUAAGAAUCUUAUCUUCAUUUGUUUGGUCGCAGAAUGUAACAUUCCAAUUUGUUCAUUUUUUUAACAGUCAUCCUUUGUGUAAUUGUGAUUAGAACUUUAAUAAAUGUUUUAGAACUAC